Messenger RNA from Aphanomyces astaci, 1593 nucleotides. RefSeq lists its product as hypothetical. Lineage: Eukaryota; Oomycota; Saprolegniomycetes; Saprolegniales; Verrucalvaceae. The record is from RefSeq and is a predicted model, not a curated record. Bases 1 to 1593 code for a protein of 530 amino acids. The transcript has 7 exons.
AUGGUCCCCGUCCCACCCCUACCCCUCGCUGCCGCGCCCUCGUCGCGAACUGCAUCCGCGCUAAACAACCGAACCAUCGGACAGGCCGUGGACCUCUUGGCAGCGUUGCAAACCUCUCGGCAGUCCAAACGCCUCCGCUACUCUGCAUCCCCUCGCGACGAUGAUGACGACCACGACGACUCACCAUCUCCAGUGCUUGACGCUUUUGUUGCCGCUCAAGGCCGCUGUCACCGCGCUCCUUACCAAUUUUUCGCAAGCCGAAUUCAACACGCUUUGGCACGACCUUCAUCCCUUCGUCAACCAGAACUGGAAUUGUUCAAGGAAAAGACACCCACCUUCGCGAAGCGUGUCACUGGAUUCAUCUUCGCGAUCCACCCAUGCUUGAUGGGCAAGUUCGUUGACCGCGUACUGUCGAUAUGGACAAUGGAACACCUCAACGAGAAGCACAAACGAUUCAAGUACUUUCCCAAGGCGUUAUAUGCUGUGGAUGUAACAUUCCAACAAACCAACGCACCAUCCGGAUCAUUUUCCGAGACGAUGCGGUACUUCAGCAAGAAGCAUGGCCUGUAUGGGGUUAAGGUUGAGGCAAGUGUGCUCCCCAAUGGCCUCUGCGUGAAUGUUACCUCAGCUGUCCCUGGAAGCCAUUCGGAUAUAUCCAUUUGUCAAUCCAACGAGGCAUUUCACACCGCGGCAAUGAAGGAACGAAGUGAUGAGGUAGACAUGGUGGAUCAUGGGAUCAUGGUCCAUUAUGUGAUGAGUAUCCAGACUCCUGGACACUGCUUGGUGACAAGGGGCACCAAGGCCUCCAUCGACAAUUGCGUCCCAUUACGCCGGCGAAACGACCAGUUGGGGGCGACGUGCAAGUGGCGAGGUGCAAGUGCCGAGGUGCAAGUGCCGAGGGCCAUGGCCGCUCUGCACGCGACCAGUCAACAGCGGUUUAACCUAGUGGGACAAACUGAUGCCACGUGUGACUCCCAUUUCCGGUUCAGCAAAGCUGAGAUUGAACUGCUUAUGGCGUUGCUUGAGAUACCCGACCCGAUGAUCACACCCCAGCGCUGUAAUGCCAGUGCUGUGGAGGCUCUCUGCAUUCUUCUCAACCGUUUGGCGUGGCCUCACCGCCUCGGGACCAUGGUCUUGCUCUUUGGCCGCAGCCGAGAAGCUCUCUCGACCGCCUCAACGCAUCAUAGAUGGAAUGUGCUUCAGCCAUACACGACAGCGGCGCCCCUCUCGAUUGCUGCAUCGGUUUCAUUGAUGGCACUGUCCGUGGCAUUUGCCGUCCCGGUAAAGGUGUCCAAAAGACAGCAUACAAUGGCCACAAGCCCUGAACCAGGGUCCCGACACGAUGCGUACUUGCUUGAGCAAAGUGAAAUUCUUACCGUUUUGUCGGACGUGCUGGUGACUGACACGAAGCGAUAUGUCAUUUACGGGGAUCCGGCGUAUGGUGCGAACGAUGUCAUUGUUUGCGGCUACAAAGGGGCGCGCCUGGACCAAUAUCAGUCAGCGUUCAACAGUCGCAUGAGCACUAUCAUGCAGAUGGUCAAAAACUGUGGGGGCAAGACGUCGGUAUGCAGUAGGUUGUUGCUGCUAUUUUGA